CAUGCGUAGUGGCACAACUUUGGUAUCAGGAAUAUGGCAGCGUCCUGAUCCCUGUUGGGGGGAAUACGCCGCAACUGAGAACCUACUGCAUCAGAGUGGGAAAACUGAGAAGCACCGAGCGCACUCAGAGGAGGGUGGGGGGCUGAGGGACCUCUACGAAUAACACCCUUUAGCGAUUUUACAGGUCCUAUGAAAAGAUGAAUGUCGUCAAAGAGAAUAAAGACCUGGCCUGUUUCUACACCACCAAACACUCCUGGAGGGGAAAGUACAAGCGAGUCUUCUCAGUGGGGACCCAUGGCAUUACCACAUACAACCCUACCACGCUAGAAGUAACAAAUCAGUGGCCUUAUGGAGACAUCUGUGGUAUCGGUCCGGUAGGAAAAGGUCAGGGAACAGAGUUCAGCCUCACAUUCCGCAAAGGCAGCGGCAAAAAGUCUGAAACGCUCAAGUUCUCGACAGAGCACCGGACAGAGCUGCUCACAGAAGCACUGAGAUUCAGAACAGAGUUUUCAGAGGGAAAAAUAACAGGCAGACGUUACAACUGCUACAAGCACCACUGGAGCGACACAAGGAAGCCUGUGAGUUUAGAGGUGACGCCGGGCGGCAUCGACCAGAUCGACCCGCACACCAACCGGGUGGUCUGUUCCUACGACUAUCGUAACGUAGAGGGCUUCGUUGAGGUUUCUGAUUACCAGGGAGGAUUCUGCAUCCUUUAUGGGGGCUUCAGCAGACUGCACCUGUUUGCCUCAGAGCACCGGGAUGACAUCAUCCGUUGCGCCAUAGAGCAUGCUGGGAACUUCAUCGGUAUCACACUACGGUUGAGGAAGGAGGCCCUGACCUUCGAGAACUUUGUGACGGACAGGUUGGGGAAGUACAGCUCAGAUGAGAGCAUCACUUCAUUGGCCGAAUUCGUUGUGCAGAAGAUCACCCCUCGACACCCGGAGCCAGUUAAGCGUAUACUGGCCCUGACAGAGACAUGUUUAGUGGAGAGAGACCCAGCUUCAUAUAACAUAGUCACCAUCAAACCCUUCGGAGAGGUGUUUGCUCUCAUCUGUGAUGUAGACAACCCUCAGGUGUUUACAGUUGAAUUCAUUAGAGGUCAGAUCAGGAAGUUUUCUUCCACAGAAAGGGACUCCCUGUUAGCCAGCCUACUCGAUGGAGUUCGUGCAUCAGGCAACAGAGACGUGUGUGUCAAGAUGGCCCCCACGCAGCGAGGGCAAAGAUGGGGCCUACUGAGCAUGCCCGUGGACGAAGAAGUGGAGAGUUUGCACCUCAAAUUCCUGGCAGCUCCUCCUAAUGGAAACUUUGCAGAUGCAGUGUUCAGAUUCAAUGCCAACAUAUCCUACAGUGGAGUGCUGCAUGCAGUAACCCAAGAUGGUCUUUUCUCUGAGAACAAAGAGAAGCUCAUCAACAAUGCCAUCCUGGCUCUUUUAUCCCAGGAGGCUGAGCUGCCAGCUCUCAACUCUGAGCUGGAGAGCCAUUUCCAGGCUAUUCGACGCUUGGUGGCCUCCAAGGCUGGCUUCCAAGCUUUCACCCAGCUGCCUAAGUUCAGGGAGAAGUUGGGAGUUAAGACGGUAAAAGCUUUAAAACGGAACAACAACGGUGUGACACAUGCUGCUGUAGACAUGCUUUGUGCCCUUAUGUGUCCAAUGCACGAUGACUAUGACCUGAGGCAGGAGCAGCUGAACAAGGCCUCUCUGCUGUCCUCCAAGAAGUUCCUGGAAAACCUCCUUGAGAAAUUCAUCACUAAUGUGGACCAUGGAACAGGAGCUUUGGUCAUCAGCUCCUUACUGGACUUCUUGACAUUUGCACUCUGCGCCCCCUACAGUGAAACAACAGAGGGGCAGCAGUUUGACAUGCUGCUUGAGAUGGUUGCCUCCAAUGGACGCACAUUGUUCAAACUCUUCCAGCAUCCCUCUAUGGCGAUAGUGAAGGGAGCUGGCCUGGUGAUGAAGGCCAUUAUUGAGGAGGGAGACAAAGAAAUUGCCACUAAGAUGCAGGAGCUGGCCUUGAGUGAAGGGGCUCUUCCAAGGCACCUGCACACUUCUUUGUUCACCAUCAGUACAGACCAGCGGAUGCUUACCAACAGGCAGCUGAGUCGUCACCUUGUGGGCUUAUGGACGGCAGAGAACCCCGUUGCCAUGAACCUCCUGAAGAGGAUACUGCCAACAGGCCUGCUGGCUUACCUGGACAGUCCCGACUCGGUCCCCGAGAAAGAUGUGGACAGAAUGCACAUCCGUGACAACUUGAAAAUCGCCACGGACCAGCUCAAUCGAAACAAGGUCCCAGAGUGGCAGCGGAUAGCAGGCAAAGCAGCCAAAGAGGUGGAGAAGUUUGCCAAGGAGAAGGCUGAUCUUGUGCUGAUGCACUGGAGAGAUAAAAUGGGCAUAGCCCAGAAGGAGCAGGACAGAAAUAAUCUGAACCCAAACCUAAAGCCUGUCAUCCUGAGGAAGAGACGGCAGAGAAUAAAGAUUGAAGUCAACUGGGAGCUUUUCUACUACAGAUUCCAGGUCGACCAUGCUCGGUCCAACCUCAUCUGGAACCUGAAGACAAGGGAGGAGCUGCGGGACGCUUUGGAAGGGGAGAUGCGUGCCUUCAGUGUGGACCGUGAGCUGGGCAGUGCCAACGUCAUCUCCUGGAACCACCAGGAGUUUGAGGUGAAAUACGAGUGCCUUUCAGAUGAGAUAAAGAUCGGGGAUUAUUACUUGCGUCUGCUGCUCGAGGAGGAUGAAAACGAAGAAUCGAACGCCAUCAAGAGAUCAUAUGAGUUCUUCAAUGAACUCUACCAUCGCUUUCUGCUUACACCCAAAGUUACGAUGAAGUGCCUGUGCCUGCAGGCGCUCACUAUAGUCUAUGGGAAGUGCUAUGAGGAGAUUGGCCCCUUCACAGACACAAAAUACAUCGUGGGCAUGCUGGACCGGUGCACAGACAAACUUGAAAGAGACAGACUCAUCCUGUUCCUCAACAAACUCAUUCUUAACAAGAAAAAUGUCAAGGAAGUGAUGGACUCUAAUGGAGUGCGUAUAUUGGUGGAUCUUCUCACCUUGGCUCAUUUGCAUACUGGCAGAGCUACUGUGCCCCUGCAGAGCAACGUGCUGGAAGCAGCCCCAGACAUGAAGAGAGAAAGUGAGAAGGAGUGGUACUUUGGUAAUGCAGACAAGGAGAGAAGAGGACCUUUCAGUUUUGAGGAGAUGCAGGAGUUUUGGAGCACGGGUAUCCUGACAGCAAAGACGCGCUGCUGGGCUCAAGGGAUGGAUGGCUGGCGUCCCCUACAGGCCAUCCCCCAGCUAAAAUGGUGCCUCCUGGCCUCUGGGCAGGCAGUGAUGAACGAGACCGACCUGGCUACUCUUAUUCUUAACAUGCUCAUCACCAUGUGCUCCUGCUACCCCAGCAGGGACCAAGAUAAUGCCAUUAUCCGUCCUUUACCUAAGAUAAAGAGGAUGAUCAGUGACAAUGCUUGCCUCCCUCACAUUGUCCAGCUGCUGCUGACCUUUGACCCUGUCCUGGUGGAAAAGGUAGCUAACUUGCUGUACCUGGUGAUGCAGGACAACCCUAAUCUGCAGCGCCUCUAUUUAACUGGCGUCUUCUUCUUCAUCAUGAUGUACACGGGCUCCAAUGUGCUUCCUGUUGCAAGGUUCCUGAAGUACACACAUCUGAAACAAGCCUUCAAAUCAGAGGAGGCUAAAGGUCAGGACAUAGUGCAGCGUAGUGUUCUGGGUCCGGUGCUGCCUGAGGCCAUGGUGUGUUACCUGGAGAACUACGAGGCUGAGCGCAUCUCAGAGAUAUUCCUUGGAGAGUUUGACACACCAGAGGCCAUUUGGAACAGCGAGAUGAGGCGGAUGAUGAUUGAGAAGAUAGCAGCCCAUGUAGCUGACUUCAGCCCGAGGCUGCAGAGCAACACGCGGGCCCUCUACCAGUACUGCCCCAUCCCCGUGAUCAGCUUCCCUCAGCUGGACAAUGAGCUGUUCUGCAACAUCUACUACCUCAGACACCUGUGUGACACCACCCGCUUCCCCAACUGGCCCAUUCGAGACGCUGUGAAGCUGCUAAAAGACACUCUUGAAGCUUGGAAGAGGGAGGUGGAGAAAAAGCCUCCCUCCAUGUCUGUAGAUGAUGCUUACGAAGUGCUCAACCUCCCCAAAGGACAGGGGCAACACGAGGAGAGUAAAAUCAGGAAGGCUUACUUCAGACUGGCGCAGAAGUACCACCCUGACAAGAACCCGGAGGGCAGGGACAUGUUUGAGAAAGUCAACAAAGCCUAUGAGUUCCUUUGUACAAAGUCUGCAAGAAUCCUGGACGGCCCCGACCCAGAAAACAUCAUCCUGAUCCUCAAAACUCAGAGCAUCCUGUUCAACCGACACAAACAAGAACUGGAACCUUACAAAUACGCCGGUUACCCGAUGCUCAUCAAAACAAUCACAAUGGAAACCGAAGAUGAUCAGCUCUUCUCCAAGACCUCCCCUCUCCUCCCAGCUGCUGUUGAACUGGCCUUCCACACUGUCAACUGCUCAGCUCUUAACGCAGAGGAGCUGCGCCGUGACAACGGCAUCGAGGUGUUGUUGGAGGCUCUUUCGCGGUGUGUUGCUGUGUUAACGGCAUCCAGCAAGCCUGAUGACAUGGCCGUACAGGUGUGCGGGCACAUCUGUAAGUGCUACAGUGUGGCAGCCCAAUUUGAGGAAUGCAGAGAAAAGAUCAUCGAACUGCCCAACAUCAUCAGGGAUCUCUGUCACAUCCUGUACUAUGGAAAGGGUCUCUCAAAAACAGCCGCCCUGGCAGUCCAGUGUGUGAGCUCCUUCGCAGUGGAUUUCUUCCUGCAGACUCAUCUGUACCACGCUGGUGUGCUCUGGCAUCUGCUGGUCUACCUCUUCAGCUAUGACUACACUCUGGAGGAGAGCGGUGUGCAGGCCAGCCAGGACACAAACCAGCAGGAGGUUGCAAACAACCUGGCCAAGCUCAGCCUUGUAGCUCUCAGCCGUCUGGGAGGCUACACCCAGAUGCCGCACACCCCAGACGAGAACAAUCCCAUUUCAGAGACCAACGGCAUCGAGGGAACGCCUCCAGAGAAUCCCACCAUCCGCAAGAGCUUGUCCGCCAUGCUGACUCCAUACAUCUCAAGGAAGCUGGCGACAGGAUCUCCUGCUGAGGUCUUGAAGCUGCUGAACAGCAACUCUGAGAACCCGUAUUUGAUCUGGAACAAUGGAACACGAGCUGAGCUGCUGGAGUUCCUGGAGGCACAACAGGAGGGAAACAUCAAGAGGGGAGAAAAUGAUAAAAGCUUCGGUGCAGAGUUUGCAUUCAGUGAUCACAGCAAAGAACUGAUCGUUGGGGAGAUCUUUGUCCGGGUCUACAAUGAGCAGCCAACUUUUCCUCUUGAGUACCCAAAAGCAUUUGCAGCCAGUCUUCUGGACUAUGUAGGCUCCCAGGCUCAGUACCUCCACACUCUGCUGGCCAUGAGUCAGAGUAACAAGGUGGAGUCCCAGCAGCAUGCUGAGAGGCUUCGCUUCGCCGAGAUGGCUUUAGAGGCACUUCGCAAUGUCAUCAAGAACAACCCUGGUUCAGAGUCAGAGUGCAUCGGCCAUUUCAAACUGCUCUUCUCUUUGUUGCGGGUUCAUGGAGCUGGCAGGGUGCAGCAGCUGGUGUUGGAGGUUGUGAAUACUGUGACAUCAAACCAAGAAUGUGUUAGCAACAUUGCUGAGUCGCUGGUGUUGUCCAACCUUCUGCUCCUGUUGCAUUCCCUCCCCUCCAGCCGACAAAUAGUGCUGGAAACCUUGUACGCACUGACUUCUAACACGAAAAUAGUCAAAGAGGCUAUGGCCAAAGGUGCUCUGAUCUACUUGCUCGACCUCUUCUGUAACUGCACCCAUCCGCAGGUUCGCACACAGACUGCAGAGCUCUUCUCCAAGAUGACCUCAGACAAGCUGGUUGGGCCAAAGGUGCGUCUGACACUAAUACGUUUCCUCCCUGGUGUGUUCAUGGAUGCCAUGCGAGACAACGCUGAGGCGGCCGUGCAUAUAUUUGAGGGAACGCACGAGAACCCUGAACUCAUCUGGAAUGACAACUCAAGGGAAAAAGUGUCCACCACUGUCCGGGAAAUGAUGCUCGAGCACUUUAAACAGCAGAAAGAUAAUCCUGAUGUGAACUGGAGAAUUCCAGAGGACUUUACAGUGGCUUAUGGCGCAGGACAGGGCGAGCUUGAAGUUGGUGGAGUCUUCUUGCGUAUCUUCAUUGCUCAGCCUGGCUGGGUGUUACGCAAGCCUCGAGAGUUCCUGGUGUCCCUCCUGGAGACUCUGACUGAGCUGCUGGAGAAAAACAACCCCAACGGUGAGGCCCUGGAGACAGUUACCACCGCAGCAGUAUGUCUGUUCAGCACACAGAGCCAGCUGGCUGACCAGGUUCCUCCUUUGGGCCACCUGCCUCGCGUCCUGGCAGCACUCAAUCACAAGAACAACAGCGUGCCCAAGAGCUCCAUCCGCCUCCUCCACGUGCUAUCAGACAAUGAGUUGUGUGUACGCUCCAUGGCUUCUCUGGAGACCAUCGGCCCCCUCAUGACUGGAAUGAAAUGUCGGCCCGACAUGGCUGGACUGGCUUGUGAAGCUCUCAAUCGCAUGUUCCAGAAGGAGCAGACUGAACUCGUAGCUCAGGCUCUGAGAGUGGAGCUGGUUCCAUACCUCCUGAAGCUACUGGAAGGAAUUGGCCUGGAGACACUAGAAAACCCUUCAGCUACAAAGGCCCAGAUAGUAAAGGCUCUCAAGUCCAUGACUCGCAGUCUGCAGUUUGGAGAACAGGUGAAUGAGAUUCUAGCGAAGUCAUCAGUGUGGAGUGCCUUCAAAGACCAGAAACAUGAUCUUUUCAUCUCAGAGUCUCAGACUGCAGGUUACCUGACAGGGGUAUCCACUCCUUCUCUCCUGGCCGCCAGUAGCCCACUGCGAGGUGGGCUCUAGACUCCUAAGCUGGGCCCUCACAGCCCUCUUCUCGCUUGCUCUGAUGCAGGUCCAGGAGUAGCAGGUUACCUUACAGCAGGAACUGGCCCCACGGUAAUCCCCAGCGUCCCACCCCCUGUGGACAGCGACAUUGGAGACCAAGGCUGACGGACACACACGCCCACCCACGUCACGCUCAGGCACCCAGACUGCCCUGCAGCUUUGCGGCCGCAACUCAGUGAGGGACUGUUCAGCUCCCAGUCGAGGGGAUGGAGAGAGAGAGAGAGAGAGAGAAGGAAGGAGGAGAGCGGACCAUCAUUGACUCUCACCAAAACCUCUGCAACACCUCCUCCAGUAUCACUCUCUUCUCCCCUUCCAAACAGCACUCAAGUCUUCAUAAACACAUUGACAUUGUUUUAACAGAUUUUCUUUGUUUCUGUGCUACUUUUCUUGUUCCUCCUAAUGACACACAGAAGAGUUUACUUUUUGUAUGAAUAUAUUUUUUACUCUAGAUUUUGUUUUUUGUUUUUUGUUUUUUUUUCAUGAGAAAGACAUCAAAAGACUGAAGUUUAUUACAGGUUAAUUGUCUCUUCUCUGUUAUGUUAUUCCUCUUUGUCAUGUCCUGACAGGCUACACUUACCCUAAAACCUGACCAAAGGGUACUUGGCCUUGUUUGUGACACAGGACCUAUCCGCCUCUAACAGAAAUGUGUCAUUUACUGGUCUUCAUAAUUGACCCUCAUAUGGAAAUGGAAAACAUGUUAAAAUUAAGAAAUGAGAAAAUGUAUUUGUACCAUUUCUCUGCCCUGAUUCUCCCCUUCAGCCCUCAGAUUGAUGCUGACGUCUUGUCUGGUUUGGUCAGGUCUAGUUCAGUCCACUCUUUCAACACUGAUCUGCUCUCCAAAUGUCCAGUCUUAUUCUUCUGAUCUUAAUUCAUAAUUCAUCCUGCUCUCUCUUUGAGGUCUACCCUUUCUGCCUCACUUUUUUAAAAAUAAUUCUUCUCCCCCCAGAAUGCAAAAAGCACUAGGAUAUUUAUAAAUGAAUAAUAACCACCGGAAAUGAGCUUUGGCUAAGACAUGACGAAUGACUUUGACUCUGAUUAUGAAUCUGUGUGAAAGACUAGUGCAAUUUGUGAAAUGUUCAAUGUAAUAUUGCGUAUAUAAACUUUCUAUAUUGAAUGUACAUUUAAAAAAAAAAGUAAAUCAGUCGCACUUGUACAUAAAAUUUUAAGAAUAAAAGGGAACCCACA
Molecule: messenger RNA, 8168 nt
Organism: Scatophagus argus
Lineage: Eukaryota; Metazoa; Chordata; Actinopteri; Scatophagidae
Product: dnaJ homolog subfamily C member 13
Exons: 57
Coding region: 198-6941 (2247 amino acids)
Biological process (GO): endosome organization; receptor-mediated endocytosis; regulation of early endosome to late endosome transport
Cellular component (GO): endosome membrane
Source: RefSeq, a predicted model, not a curated record